UCUAAUGGUAUGUCGUGGUGACGUAACGUUCGCAUAGUAAAACAUGGCGGCUCCCUGUUGGCAUGUAGGACACCACAUCCGCAGAAAUGCACAGUCUCUGCGGGUAAAUAUUGAGCAUCUUGCUGGCAACAGGGCCUUUGGCUGGACUCCAGCUGUGCAUCAACAAGCUAAAGAGUCUGUUAUCCUCCCCAGGAAGAAAGCAUGGAGCAAGGAGGCAGUGCUGGAGACUCUGGCCUCAACCCUCAACAGGGAUUCCACAGCGUAUCCCUACCAGUUCCAGGAUGAUCCAUACCUGUCUCCCAGGACAGCCACUGAGUUUAAGCUGUAUUCCCUCGCCCAGGACUCUGGCAGAUCUGCAGCCAGAUACUUUGUGAACAACCACCCCAAGUUCUUCACCAAAGACUUUGCAGAGCCACACAUCCCGUGUCUGAUGCCCGAAACGGUGUCGCUGCUGCUGGAGGAGGUCAGCGAGGAGGCGCUGAAAGAACGGAUCACCCUGAGGAAAGUUACAGCAGCUGUGGACAUGUACGACCAGCUUCUGCAGACUGGCACAGCUGUCUCCAUGGAAACAACACACGAACUGCUGGACCUGAUCUGCCUGUACUGUGACAGGAACCCAGUCCAGGAGGGAGAAGCUGGUGCGGAGGAGGAGAAAGAAGGGCGCAGGAUGACGAGUCGCCGAGGAGCAGACGUCCCGAGGCUCUCCUGGACAGAAAACAACAACGCAGAGAGGAUCUUCUACCUGCUUCCAGAGAGAGACACCAGGUGUUACUCAGCUGUGAUCCGUGGCAUGGUGAAGCAUGGAGCCUACGCUAAAGCAUUCAGUGUGUACUCAGACAUGCUGAACAACAGGACCCCAGGUGAUGUCCAUAUCUUCAACGCACUGAUCUCUGCAGCUCCAGAAGUCAGAGACGGAUACAGCGAGAGAUGGGAUCUCAUCAGUGAGCUGCUGAACCACAUGAAACAACAGGAGAUCCAUCCUAACCUGCUGACCUUCAACAGCGUUCUUAAAUCUCUAAGACAAUGUGGGAGUCUGGCUAGAAGCUACUCCCCACAGACGCUGAACGAGAUGAAGGCUCUUGGGAUCGCUCCCAGUUUGGCCAGCUACGACCACAUCCUGGCCGUCUUUUAUAAAUCAGUGUCCUCUGGACCAAGCAACUCUGAUGUUUUACAAAAUUUGAUGACCGAGCUGGAGGGACAGAGCUUCACCUGUGUGGACCCCGAUGAUGUUCUCUUCUUCUCCAGUGCCAUGAAAGUAUGUUUGGACAACAAGGAUCUGGAGCUGGGUUACCGAGUGCAGAGUCUUGUUGAAGUAGGAGAGAACUGGAGGCUGCUGGGAGAUUCCGUCCAGCUCAGUAUUUACUACGGUCGAUUCUUCAACCUCCUGUGCAUGAUGGAGGACGUUGAUGUAGUGCUGAGGUGGUACAAGCAGAUGGUCCCAUCGCUGUACUACCCCAAUGCUCAGGGCAUGAAGCACCUGCUCCAAGCUCUAGACACGGACGGACGUCUGGACCUGCUGCCGGACAUCUGGACAGACAUGAAGACUCUAGGUCUUUAUAACAGGGCUGAUCUGUUGGAGCAGCUGCUUGGUCUGAUGGCUGGAGAGGAACACAGUCCUGAGCUCCAGGAGGCAUUUGCUGUGUGUGCUCUGGAUGUGAAGAGUGUGUUUGAAGAGAAGGCAGGUCUGGAGUGGAGCGCCUCAUCCCUGUCACAUGUCACCACGCUGCUGCUGAGAGCCAGCAAGGCUCAACAGGCCUGGGACAUGCUGAAGCUCUUCAAAGCCCAUAACAGAAUUCCUUCUGAGGCUCUGCUGAACAGCUUCCUGUCAGUGUGCCAGAGGGACGGAGCCUCUGAGAGGGCGGUGGAGCUGGUCCAGCUGUCUGCAGCCUUCUGUCUGACGUCAACAUCUGGAUUAGCCAGCCGAGCUCUGGCUGAGUUUGAUCUGAACCAGGAACAGAGGUUGGUGUUGGCUGGGCUGGAGGCUGCAGCAGGACCUCCCUCUGACUGAAUCAGACCACUGAACUAAACCUGUCUAAUAAAAGCCUCUGACAUCCA
Messenger RNA from Nothobranchius furzeri (turquoise killifish), 2055 nucleotides. It is a transcript of the gene ptcd3, whose product is annotated as pentatricopeptide repeat domain 3. Gene Ontology annotation, cellular component: mitochondrion. The record is from RefSeq and is a predicted model, not a curated record. Gene Ontology annotation, molecular function: protein binding; ribosomal small subunit binding; rRNA binding. Lineage: Eukaryota; Metazoa; Chordata; Actinopteri; Cyprinodontiformes; Nothobranchiidae. Gene Ontology annotation, biological process: mitochondrial translation.